AUGCUUGCUUCUCGGAAAAUCACCGGGAUUGAUAGUUGUGGGUUAUGUGGUCUUCGUGAAACCUCGGGUCAUGCCCUUUGGGGAUGCAAGUUUGCUUCUGAGGUAUGGAAAAAUGGGGGUCUGCCAGCAAGAUUUAGAGACCAGCUUCAGUACUCAAAUGAAUUCAUUGAUGUAGUGUGGAGGUUGAAGGAGGAUAAGUGUAUCCAAGACUGGGAGUGGUUUGCAAUCACGGCAUGGAAAAUAUGGAAUAACAGAAACUCUUUCAAGCAUGAAGGCCUAUGUAAACAGCCAAAGCAAAUUGCAGUGGAAGCCCGAAAUUACACUGAGGAAUGCAGACAGAGUGAUCCUGCCCCUAAUGGAAUUCAGGUUCGAACCAAAACUUGCUGGCAACCGCCAAGGGCUGGUUUGUAUAAAGUCAAUGUGGAUGGAGCCAUAUUCAAGGAUGCUAGUUGCUGCGGUGUGGGAGUUGUAAUCAGGAAUGAAAAAGGCCAAGUCAUGGGAGCAUUAAGUAAAAGAAUCCAACUGCCCUUGGGGCCUUUAGAGAUUGAAACAAAGGCUAUGGAGGAAGGCAUUCAGUUGGCAAAAGAUCUUAGUCUUAAGGAGAUCAUCAUCGAGGGAGAUGCAAAGCAGGUGGUGAUGGCCAUCUCCGAUUCUUCUUUGGCCCCAAGCUCGAUCAAGAAGGUGAUUGAAGGAAUGCGUUUCUGUUUGCUGCAUUUUAAGUACUGGAAGGCUUCCCAUGUUGGCAGAAAUGGAAACAUGGUUGCGCACCACUUAGCCAAGCAGGCCCUGUUUGAGGAUGACUGUACUGUUUGGGUGGAAGAUACCCCCCAUUGUGUAUCAAAUCAAGUUCUUAUGGAUGUAAUCUCUAUGGACAAUUGUCCAAAUCAAUGA
Molecule: messenger RNA, 891 nt
Organism: Quercus lobata
Lineage: Eukaryota; Viridiplantae; Streptophyta; Magnoliopsida; Fagales; Fagaceae
Exons: 1
Coding region: 1-891 (296 amino acids)
Molecular function (GO): nucleic acid binding; RNA-DNA hybrid ribonuclease activity
Source: RefSeq, a predicted model, not a curated record